Molecule: messenger RNA, 1665 nt
Organism: Alnus glutinosa
Lineage: Eukaryota; Viridiplantae; Streptophyta; Magnoliopsida; Fagales; Betulaceae
Exons: 15
Coding region: 211-1458 (415 amino acids)
Biological process (GO): biosynthetic process
Cellular component (GO): cytoplasm
Source: RefSeq, a predicted model, not a curated record
CCCAGACAGACUGUUGGUUACAGCCAACAUCUCUCUUUGAGCAUCCUCACCGAAUUCGAAGACCAAAAGGAGGAAAAAGAAUCGAAACACUUCGCCUUCAAGCAACGUGAAUAGUCCGGACUCCGGACCCUGCAUCACAGAAAACACCUUCAAAUUCUUUGAAACAAUUCGAUAUUGAAGUCUACGAGAAGCUAACUAAGAGUUACGGACAUGGAAAGCUCGGAGGAGAAGGUGGUAGCAGUGAUCAUGGUGGGCGGACCCACCAAAGGGACUAGAUUUCGGCCUCUUUCAUUCAAUACUCCGAAGCCUCUAUUCCCUUUGGCUGGGCAGCCAAUGGUUCACCAUCCCAUUUCAGCUUGUAAAAGGAUACCCAAUUUGGCCCAGAUUUUUUUGAUUGGAUUUUACGAGGAGCGGGAAUUUGCGUUAUAUGUGUCUUCGAUAUCCAAUGAGCUGAAAGUACCAGUGAGGUACUUGAAAGAGGACAAACCGCAUGGUUCGGCUGGUGGCCUUUACUACUUCAGAGAUAUGAUUAUGGAAGACUGCCCGUCACAUAUCUUUCUGCUGAAUUGUGAUGUUUGCUGCAAUUUUCCACUGCCUGACAUGCUUGAGACCCAUAGAAGAUUUGGUGGAAUGGGAACAAUGUUAGUCAUCAAGGUUUCUGCUGAAUCAGCGCAUCAGUUUGGUGAAUUGGUUGCUGAUCCAAUCACCAAAGAGCUGUUGCACUACACCGAGAAACCAGAGACAUUUGUGAGUGAUUUGAUAAACUGUGGUGUCUACGUCUUUACACGCGGCAUUUUUAGUGUCAUUGAAGGUGUCUCCACUCACAGGGAAGACAGAGCUAAUCUACAUGCCACGUCCAGCUUUGAAUCCCUCCAAUAUGUGACAAGAACCCUUCCUACAGGAUUUGUAAGACUGGACCAAGAUAUUUUGUCACCACUUGCUGGAAAGAAGCAAUUGUAUACAUAUGAGACCAUGGAUUUUUGGGAACAGAUAAAAACUCCAGGAAUGUCUUUAAAAUGUUCGGGUUUGUAUCUUGCCCAAUUUCGAUUAACCUCCCCCCAUCUUUUGGCUAGUGGAGAUGGUACUAAAAGUGCUACAGUCAUUGGUGAUGUUUAUGUUCAUCCAUCUGCCAAAGUUCAUCCAACUGCGAAGAUUGGUUCCAAUGUAUCCAUUUCAGCAAAUGUUCGUGUAGGUGCAGGCGUAAGGCUUAUAAGUUGCAUCAUCUUGGAUGACGUUGAAAUUAAGGAAAAUACAGUUAUCAUAAAUUCUAUAGUUGGAUGGAAGUCAUCUCUUGGCAAAUGGUCACGUGUCCAGGCUGAUGGAGACUACAAUGCAAAGCUCGGAAUCACGAUCCUUGGUGAAGCAGUGACAGUGGAGGAUGAAGUUGUGGUGAUAAACAGCAUUGUUCUGCCAAAUAAGACUCUUAAUGUUAGUGUACAGGAGGAGAUCAUUUUAUGAUAGAUUCCACAAUGCCUCCUACUUUUGUUUUGUUUUGUUUUUUUUUUUUUUUACUCUUGUUUUCACAGUGAAACUGUAUAAUUGAGCUACAGGAACAAGUAGACAACAUUUUUUGCCAGCCAUGUUAAUUGAGAUGUCAGCUGAUUGCUCAUUUUUAGACUUGAUAAUUAUUUUGAAUAAGAGAGAGUUCUCUGAUUUUUCUGCCAA